Sardina pilchardus (European sardine) is the source of this 3960-nucleotide messenger RNA. It is a transcript of the gene hipk2, whose product is annotated as homeodomain interacting protein kinase 2. The transcript has 16 exons. Lineage: Eukaryota; Metazoa; Chordata; Actinopteri; Clupeiformes; Clupeidae. Gene Ontology annotation, cellular component: PML body; cytoplasm; nucleus. The record is from RefSeq and is a predicted model, not a curated record. The coding region runs from base 306 to 3932 and encodes 1208 amino acids. Gene Ontology annotation, biological process: peptidyl-serine phosphorylation; intrinsic apoptotic signaling pathway in response to DNA damage by p53 class mediator; smoothened signaling pathway. Gene Ontology annotation, molecular function: transcription coactivator activity; protein serine/threonine kinase activity; SMAD binding.
AGACAUGUUCUCCAUAAACUGAGCAAACCUGCGAAUUGGCUCAACCUGUGAGCCAAACAAACAAACCAAAUUCCGUGGGGCUUACAUUAGUUAAAUCUCUCUGCAACCAUCAGAUCGAAGACUGGUGUUCUAUUCGAAAUUCUGGAUGUGAAUUUUGAUUAUUUUCCCUUUUACUAACGUCAGUGGUCGGGGUUAGUUAUGCAGAAGACGGUGACUCUGUCAGGACCUCAGCAUGGCAUUUUUCUACCAACUUCUGGACUAAAUUGCUACAUUUUUUGCCAUGAAUAGCAGCAGUGCUUGCACCGAUGGCCCCUGUAUACGAAGGUAUGGCCCAAGUGCAGGUGUUCUCUCCGCAGCAGGCUCUGGCGUCCAGCGCUUUCUUUAGCGUCAAGAAGCUGAAGGUGGAGCCGGGAGGCUGCGGCUGGGACAUGACGGGCUACGGCUCGCACCCCUCGCACCACCCGCACCACCCGCACCACGCCGCGCCGCACCACCCCCACCCGCACCACCACCCUCACCAGCAGGGCAGCAAGAGCAGCGGGGGCGGCCUGUGCGCCUCUCUGGCCGCUCCCCCCGUGGGCCUCAAGGCGGCCGCGCUCCCCUACGAGCAGGCGCUCCUGUUCCCCGCCAGCUCCACCGGUCACAUCCUGGUGGCGUCCGCCACCGCCGCUAGCUCCUCGGUCGUCACGGCGCCGUUGCUGGGCGCCGUCAGCAGCCGCGGGAGCGCGGGAGCCGCCCCGCCCGCCGCCGCCGCCACCACGGCAACGGCAACGGCCACCACGGCGACGGCCGCGUCCACGGCGACGUCCAAGAACAGCGGCGGCAACAGCGAGGGCGACUACCAGCUGGUGCAGCACGAGAUGCUCUGCUCGAUGACCAACACCUACGAGGUGCUGGAGUUCCUGGGCCGCGGCACCUUCGGCCAGGUGGUGAAGUGCUGGAAGCGCGGCACCAGCGAGAUCGUGGCCGUCAAGAUCCUGAAGAACCACCCGUCGUACGCGCGGCAGGGCCAGAUCGAGGUCAGCAUCCUGGCGCGCCUGAGCACCGAGAGCGCCGACGACUACAACUUUGUGCGCGCCCACGAGUGCUUCCAGCACAAGAGCCACACGUGCCUGGUGUUCGAGAUGCUGGAGCAGAACCUGUACGACUUCCUGAAGCAGAACAAGUUCAGCCCGCUGCCGCUGCGCCACAUCCGGCCCGUGCUGCAGCAGGUGGCCACCGCGCUCAUGAAGCUCAAGAGCCUGGGCCUCAUCCACGCCGACCUCAAGCCCGAGAACAUCAUGCUGGUGGACCCGGCGCGCCAGCCGUACCGCGUCAAGGUCAUCGACUUCGGCUCCGCCAGCCACGUCUCCAAGGCCGUGUGCUCCACCUACCUGCAGUCGCGCUACUACAGGGCCCCUGAGAUCAUCCUGGGCCUGCCGUUCUGUGAGGCGAUAGACAUGUGGUCUCUGGGUUGCGUCAUCGCCGAGCUCUUCCUGGGCUGGCCGCUCUACCCCGGAGCCUCCGAGUACGACCAGAUUCGCUACAUCUCCCAGACGCAGGGUUUGCCAGCAGAAUAUCUGCUGAGUGCUGGAACCAAAACCACUCGCUUCUUCAACAGAGACCAGGACUCAUACCCACUUUGGAGACUGAAGACUCAAGAGGGUCAUGAGGGAGAAACUGGGAUCAAAUCAAAGGAGGCCAGGAAGUACAUCUUCAACUGCCUGGAUGACAUGGCUCAGGUGAACAUGAACUCUGACCUCGAGGGCAGUGACAUGUUGGCAGAGAAGUCCGACAGGCGCGAGUUCAUAGACCUGCUGACGAAGAUGCUGACCAUCGAUGCGGACAAGCGCAUCACGCCCAUCGAGACCCUCAACCACCCCUUUGUUACUAUGACCCACCUACUGGACUUUCCUCACUGCACGCAUGUAAAGUCCUGCUUCCAGAACAUGGAGACCUGUAAGAGGCGUGUGAUGUACGAGUCGGUAAACCAGAGCAAAACACCUUUCAUCCCCCAUGUAGCACCGAGCACCUCAACCAACCUCACCAUGAGCUUCAACCAGCCGGCCCCUCCUCCGUUGGCGGCGGUGGCACCCCGCACCAUCCCCCUGCAGCCAGCUGGACCCCCCCAGCUCUGUCCCGCCCGGCCAGACCCCUUCCAGCAGGCACUCAUCGUCUGCCCUCCAGGCUUCCAGGGCUUGCAAGCCUCUCCUUCCAAACACGCAGGCUACUCAGUGCGAAUGGAGAAUGCUGUUCCCAUUGUGACGCAAGCGCCAGGACCGCAGUCCCUACAGAUUCAACCUGGCCUGUUGACACAGCAGGCCUGGCCCUCUGGCCCUCAGCAGAUUCUUCUUCCUCCAGCAUGGCAGCAGCUCACACACACGUCUGUUCAACACGCCGCCGUCAUCUCCGACCCCAUGAGCGCCUCCCAGCCCCUCGCCAACUGGAGAAACUCUCAUCCUCAUGGCGGCCAUUACAAUCCCAUCAUGCAGCAGCCCACUCUCUUGACCGGUCAUGUGACCCUGCCUUCCCAGCAGCCCUUGAAUGUGGGCGUGGCUCACGUGAUGCGGCAGCCCUCCUCCAGUAGCUCCGCCUCUAAGAAAAGCAAGCAGCACCAGAUGUCCAGCAGGAACGUCUCGGCGUAUGAAGUGUCGUCCUCCUCCCAGACAGUCCUGUCCCCACAGCGCUCCAAGCGGGUCAAGGAGAACACUCCUCCUCGCGGCACCGUGGUCACGAACGGCCCUUCCUCUUCCUCCUCCUCUUCCUCCUCCGCCUGCAUCCCCGCCCAGAGCUACGGCAGCGGCGGCGGUGGGUGGAGGACGGGGGAGCAUGCGUCCAGCACCACCCGGGACCACCCCCAGCACCACGGACACAGCCACGGCCACGGGCACGGGCACGGCCACCCGCGCCAGACCAUCGUCAUCCCCGACACGCCCAGCCCCGCCGUCAGCGUCAUCACCAUCAGCAGCGACACGGACGACGAGGACCAGCCACGCCACGCCCACAGCAGCUCCUCCAAGCAGCGCAAGAACGUCAUCAGCUGUGUGACGGUGCACGACUCGCCUGAGUCCGACUGCAGCGCGGGCAGCCCCUACGCCAUGGAGUCACGCACCGCCAACGGAUACGAGCACAAGCUCCACGGGCAGCUAGACAACUACGGCAGAGGAGGAGGAGGAGGAGGCAACAACAACAACAACGGCAACCCACGCACCAUCAUCAUCCCCCCGCUGAAGAGCAGCAGCAGCAGCGAGGGCCUGGGAGAGUGUGAGCGCCUGCUGACAGACACCGUGAGCCACCAGAAUGCGGUGUACAAAUACAAGUCAGCUAACGUGAGCAUGAUGGGAAACAACCACACCUCCGGGAUGACAGGGCCCGGCUCCUACCGCCAGCAACGCUUCCAGCAGCAGCCUCUGAAUCUCAGUCAGGCUCAGCAGCACAUGGCGAUGGAUCGCGGUGGCAGCGGUCACCAUCGGCAGCAGGCCUACAUCGCUCCGACCAUGGCCGCCCAGGCGCCGUACUCCUUCCACCACAGCAGCCCGUCGCACUCGGCCGGCGUCCCCCCCCACCUGGCGGCGGCCGCCCCUCACCUGGCCAGCCAGCCGCACCUGUACACCUACACGGCGCAGGCGGCCCUGGGCUCCAGUGGAGCCGUGGCACACCUGGUGGCGUCGCAGGGCACUGCGGCGGCGGCUGCAGCGGCGGCCGCCGCUCGACACGCCGUCCAUCAGCACGCGGCGGCCGGCUACGCUGGAGCCCCCCCCCCGGGCCUGGUGCACCACCACCACCACCACCACCAGAUGGCGCACUCCGUGCUGCCCUCGCCCACGCUGCACGCGGCGCAGUACCAGGCGCAGUUCACCCACCACACCUACAUCAGCGCCUCGCCCGUCUCCUCCGUCUACACUGGAUACCCACUGAGCCCCGCCAAGGUCAACCAGUACCCGUACCUCUAGAGUCGCCCGCACCACCACCACCACCACC